This is a messenger RNA of Rhododendron vialii, 1573 nucleotides long. RefSeq names its product chloroplast stem-loop binding protein of 41 kDa a, chloroplastic. The transcript has 6 exons. Gene Ontology annotation, biological process: rRNA processing. Gene Ontology annotation, cellular component: cytosol. NCBI's taxonomy places the organism in Eukaryota, Viridiplantae, Streptophyta, Magnoliopsida, Ericales, Ericaceae. The coding region runs from base 146 to 1351 and encodes 401 amino acids. The record is from RefSeq and is a predicted model, not a curated record. Gene Ontology annotation, molecular function: RNA binding.
UUAAAAUCGAAGUGUACAAAUUUGGCAUAGCAAACGUUGGACUUUGGAAUUUGGAUGCCCUCUUUUUGUCUUUGUCGAAUACAAAACCGCUGGCUCUAAAUCGUCCCUUCAGAUCACACACUUCACACACACACACACAGCUUCAAUGGCCACUCUUCAUUCCUCAUCCUCUCUCCUAUUCACUUCUCCCACCUCCACCCAACAUCCUCCUCCUCUUCUCUCUCCUACUCCACGCCUCUCUCUCUCCUCCUCCACCUCGAACCACUCUAUCUCCCUCUCCAUCUCCCCUUCUUUCCUCGCACACCCGAAAACCUCCAGACGCCAUUCUCUCUCCUCAUUCAGGGUCAGAGCCGGUGCAGCAGAGAAGAAGAAGGUCCUGAUUGUCAAUACCAACAGCGGUGGCCACGCCGUCAUUGGUUUCUACUUCGCCAAAGAACUAUUGGGUUCUGGCCAUGAGGUCACCAUUAUGACUGUUGGUGAAGAGACCUCAGACAAGAUGAAGAAACCCCCAUUCAACAGAUUCUCUGAGAUUGUGAGUGCUGGUGGAAAGACGGUGUGGGGAGACCCAGCAGAAAUUGGGAAGGUUUUGGACGGAGCGGCAUUUGAUGUUUUAUUGGAUAACAAUGGCAAGGACUUGGAUGCUGUGAGGCCUGUGGCAGAUUGGGCCAAUAGUGGUGGUGUAAAGCAAUUUUUGUUCAUAAGCAGUGCUGGAAUCUAUAAGGCAACUGAGGAGCCUCCUCAUGUUGAAGGGGAUGUUGUUAAAGCUGAUGCUGGUCAUGUUGGAGUAGAGAAGUACAUUUCAGAUAUUUUCAGCAGUUGGGCAUCAUUCCGUCCCCAGUACAUGAUUGGUUCCGGCAAUAACAAAGAUUGCGAGGAGUGGUUCUUUGAUCGAAUCGUUAGGGGAAGGCCAGUUCCAAUCCCAGGUUCGGGAAUGCAGCUUACUAACAUCUCCCAUGUUAGAGAUCUAUCCUCCAUGCUCACUCUGGCAGUAGAGAAUUCAUCUGCUGCAAGUGGAAACAUCUUCAAUUGUGUGAGUGAUCGCGCUGUGACACUCGAUGGAAUGGCUAAACUCUGUGCUAAAGCUGCAGGCCUCCCAGUUGAAAUUUUGCAUUAUGAUCCCAAAGCAAUUGGUGUUGAUGCCAAGAAAGCUUUUCCUUUCCGUAACAUGCACUUCUAUGCAGAACCAAGAGCAGCAAAGGACAUUUUGGGGUGGCAAGCAUCCACAAACCUUCCUGAAGAUUUAAAGGAGCGGUACGAAGAGUAUGUGAAGAUCGGGAGAGAUAAGAAGCCCAUGAAAUUCGAGAUAGAUGAUAAGAUUUUAGAGUCACUCAAAGUACCUGUGGCUGUAUGAUCAUAACGCUUCCAAAAUAACUCAGUGUUUCAAAUUCCAUGUCUACUAUUCCACACCAUGAAUUGAGUUAACGAGAUGCAUUUGGCAGUUAAUCGGCAUACAUUCUGUACCUUAGCGUGUUACUCCUAAGAUGCAAUGUAUAUACCGAUCAAAAAAAAUAUGCAAUGUAUAUAGUAUAAUUUUGGUUAGUAUUCAAUAAGAGUAUAUAUAUAUUUUUGGAUC